AUGUAUGAGAGCCUCGAUGCUCUAACCAAAAAUUCACAGUCAACGCCGCUUACAUCGCCAACAUCUCCAACAUUUCCCCCAACUCCAACAGCUCCAAUUAUUCCAAUACAUUACAAACCUAAUACAUUACCAAUAUCACCUUCUUCAUACAAUUCAUCAUAUAUUCCACAUGAGAUUGAAAUAGUAAAUUCAUAUGAUUACCAAAGUCGAAGACAUUUCAAGAUAAUCGGUGACACCUUUAGCAGCAUCUUGCCAGAUGAUGAUAGUACAAAUUGUCGUCGUUAUCGUCAUACAUCACAAAUUUCUUCGAUAUCAACUGCUUCCUCAUCAGAUUUUUCAACCUUAACCGUAAAUACUUCAAGUUCAACUACAUCAUCAUCGUCUACGCUUAAUAAUAAUUUAUUUGACACGGAUGCUGAUGAUUUAGCUUUUGAAAAAUUGAUUCAAUUCGACCCUAAUAAUAACAAUGCGAAUAUUCCUCUUUCUCCUAAUAAUACAAAUUUUGAUGUGAUCAUUAGCGUGGGAGAAGGACCAUCUGUUAAAAGGUUUCGAAGUCAUUCAAUCAUCCUAUGUAAAAGGUCAUAUUAUUUUCGUACCGCCUUUUCAAACCAUUGGGUAAAAAAACAGGGUGAUAUGUAUUUCUUUGAUAAACCAAAUUUGUCCUCAAAAGUAUUUACCACAAUACUAAGAUAUCUUUAUUUUGGAAAUGUUAAGUUGGAAAGAUUGGAUAUUUUGACCAUUUUGGACUUAUUAAAAGCAUCAGAUGAAUUGGUUCUCCAAGAUUUUACACAUGAUAUACAAUCAUAUUUCAUUCACCUAAACUCUGAUUGGUUAAAAACGAAAAUAGUUCCGAUAUUACAAUGUUCAUAUUCAAAUCCAAUAGCAUUUUCAAAACUUUUGCUUCACACAUUGACAAUAAUCAAGAAGGACCCAACUUGUUUACUUAUACAGAAUGAUUUGCAUUUACUAACGGAGCAAAUUAUGGAUAAGAUUUUAAAUGAAUGUUAUAAUGGAUUAGAUGAUUGGGCCAUUUGGCAAUGCAUUUUACAAUGGGCCAUAGGACAAGAAAAGAUUUAUGAAUUUUCUCAUGACAUUAAAAAAUGGCAUCAAUAUGAAUUUAAUACGUUUCAUGAGUUAAUAUUUAAUUUGGUGGAAAAAUAUGUUAGAUUUAGUCAUAUUAGUAGAAAUUAUUUUUUAGACAAGAUUUUGCCUUAUUUAAAUUAUUUGACGAGAGAUUUUGGAUCAGAUGUUGGAGAGGAAAUCGUCAGAUACUAUUUGUCAAAUAAUCAACGUAAUAAUUAUCAUCAUACAACACAUCACAAGUCCACGCAACAUAAAAAGGCAUAUACAAAUUUUCAUACAUCAACGAACAUCAUUUUAGAAGAUUCCGCAUUAAUGAACCAUUUACAAGCAUUGAAAAUCACUGAUUGGAUACAAGAAAGCAAUUACGUUGUUCCUAACGUUGUCAAUACCACGAAUUUUCCUUCUAAACUAAAGAAAUCAUCAAUGGCGACGCCAGCUGCUUAUCAAUUUAAUCUCUUGUUCAGAAUGACUCGUGAUGGUGCUUCUACUCAUCAUGAUAGAUGUAUUAAUCAAGGUCCUGCUCUGGUAGUAGCCAAAAUAAAAUUACCAUCGUCAGGUUCAACCUUGGGAGGAUAUAUUUUAGUCGGAGGUUAUAAUCCUGAUUGUACAAAAAGCACGAAAGAUUGUUCAAAGAAUUUUAAAGUUUCGCCUAUUACGCUCUCGAUGAAAAAACCCAAAAAGGAACUAUUUUAUUCCAGAGUUAAUAACAAUAAGUCUUCUGAAUCAGUUAAUAAUUAUAAUAGAUUUGAUAAUGGUACGAAUGAAUUGUAUUUUUCCGAUGAUUUAAUUAUUAAUUUUCAAGAGAAAUUUGUUAAAUUUAAUGGUGGGCAUAAUUUUGGUUUAAUUGAAAGUGAUAUCGUUGAAUGUGAAAUUUUCCAAGUUAAAGAAUUAUGUUAUUAA
Molecule: messenger RNA, 1983 nt
Organism: Funneliformis caledonium
Lineage: Eukaryota; Fungi; Glomeromycota; Glomeromycetes; Glomerales; Glomeraceae
Source: the annotation of a GenBank genome assembly